Molecule: messenger RNA, 1105 nt
Organism: Solanum pennellii
Lineage: Eukaryota; Viridiplantae; Streptophyta; Magnoliopsida; Solanales; Solanaceae
Exons: 5
Coding region: 381-959 (192 amino acids)
Biological process (GO): regulation of root meristem growth
Molecular function (GO): growth factor activity
Source: RefSeq, a predicted model, not a curated record
AGUGAUAGGUGUAAAUUUAGGUAGGCCAAGAAAACAAAACAAAGAAUUCCUCGUUUGCAUGCAUGGCGCGGCAGACAGGGGAAAAAAACAACCGUAUCUUCAGCUCCACGCUAUUAUAGCCCUUUUUCCCUAACAUCAACACAUAUAGACCGUCUUCCUCUUUUUUUUUUUUUUUCUAUUCAGUCUUUUGUGUUUCCCCAGGUGCUCAAUUGUACCUCUUAACCAAUUUUUUAAACAAGAAAAAGUUAACAAUUCUAGCCCUAGUUUUGACUUGGGUUUGAAAUUUGGGCUUUCUAUAAAUCUCCCCUGUUUCCUUCCAUGUGCAUCCUCCCUCUCCUUUAUUAUAACAGACAUACCAAAAAAAGAAAAGAGGUCAAAAAAUGGUGUCUUUAAGUUUUAGUUCCUUUAUGCUUGUUAUGUUACUCUUCAUUUUUCUUACCAUAAAGGAUACAAUUGCUCAUACUGAUGACCAAGCUAAACAAAUAGUCCAUGAGGCUGAAAAUUACAACGCCAGUGAUCUAAAGAGUUAUCUUAGUGUGAAAAAGUUAAAAUUGAAAUUUCAGCAAGUUUUGGAGAGUGUACCGGCAGCUGCUGAAUUCAGACUGGGAGGAAGAAAAAUGAUGAUAGAGAUAAAAAAAGACAUGAAGGAAGUGAAGAAAGGUGAAUCAUCAGGAAACUACAAUAGGCCUCUUGGUCAUGACUCGCGAAAGAACUUACAUUAUCAGGGCAAUGACAGUGAUUCAAUGAAUUCAGCAAGUACACACAACUCGAAGAACGAUGAUCAAUCUGAUGAUAAUGGAUCAUUUCAGAAGAUUGAAUCAGAGAAAUUUGUGGACGAUACGACUGAGUUAUUCACCAUGAUGAACAAGGACUAUGUUGGAGGUCCAGGAUCAGGAAGCAAACCCCGUCACAAGCCCCCAAUCAACAAUUUCCAGCCUCUCCACAGAUCAAAUCCUUAAAAUUAUGUAAAAUUUUUGGUUUUGGUUCAACAAUUUUGGCCUACUCCAUAAGUCAUAGGAGGAAAACUAAACAAUACACUAACCCAAUUUUGGAACAAUUUUGCUUGGUGGCAUGUACUAGUUAAUACUAUAAUUUAGUUUUUCUA